UUGAACAUAAAAUAAUAAUUUGCCUUUGGGUCAGGAACCUUGCUUCUAUCCUUUUAUUUCAUUCUUGUGUUUUCCAGUCUUUAUUUUUUGUUUAUCUUGAUAUUGCUGAACUUCACCUAUUGUAUUGCUUUACCCUUAUUUUUCAUGUUAGAACAGCUGCAGCCAUAUGUAAUGUGUCUAGCUUCCUAUGUCAUUCGCUUCCAGUUAUUUUAGCUGUGUAAAACUGCUUGUUUUGCUGCUUGAAAUUUUUUAUUGCUGGUUUGUACCAAAUACAGUUUUACAGUACAGUUUACUACACUUUUAUGUUCUUCCUGUAAUUUCCCUAUAGAAAAACAAGGAGGAUACUGAUGUGCAAAGAGAAGGGAAACCAAUAUUGGACAAAUUUCUCAAUAUAUUCCCAUCAUCACGACCCAACAAAGGCUGAACCUUAAGCAUUCUUCUUAUGCAAACUGAAGUCUAAUGGUCAGGUCCAAAGAUGUACUGUUAAUAAAUAUUUUUUGUCCUGUUUCUUACUCAUCUUUGACAUAUGUUUCCUGUUCAGGCUUGUUUUUGGUUAAUAAUGCAUUUAUUGAAGUAAUUCAAGUACUGAUCUUGAUCAAAACAUAAACUAAUGUGUAAAUAUGUAUAAUGGAGUGCUGUGACAUCAGUCCUGCCCCAACACACCUUUCUUGAAGUUUCCAGUAAACCUGAAGAUCUUGAUUAGCUGGUAUUUAGUCACAGUUGGAGCUCAAAUCUUUUUUUUUUUUAAAACCCAAUUCUUCACACUUCAAAGCCGAUUUAAUGUGACAAAUUCUGUUAUUUUUCUAAUGUCUUUUCAUUAUCUAUAAUUUACUUAUUAAUAUUCUUUUUUAUGAAAUAUCUACUUGUUUAAUCACUUCCUGUUAAUCUGUCAUUAUCUCAUGAAGACCCACCCCUUUUGGUAGGAUAUAAAAUGAGCACUGAAACACAUCAUUUUAUUUGCCUCCUGAACAAAGAUGGAUCUGCAGAUCUCUGUUUUCCUUCUUUUUAAUAUUUUCACUGCAGGACACUGUCUCAGCUGUUAUGAAUGUAACAAUAUGAUGGGUUCUUGUGCGUAUCAAAAGGAAAUAACAUGUGGCAGUGGAACUCAGUGCAUGAGUUCAACAAAGGUGAUACAAUUUUGUGACAGAAUUACUACAGUUAAAAUUAAAGGUUGUGCUUUAACAAAUAACUGUACAACUUGGUCCUUGAACUUCGGCAGUGCAAAGGGAUCUUCUUUAUGCUGUGACACUGACCUUUGUAAUGGCCAGAAUCCUCCAGAUUCCAGCUUCAAUGGACAGAAAUGUUACUAUUGUGAUGAACAGAGCUGCUCAAACAUACUGAGCUGUUCAGGGAGUGAAGACCGCUGCUUUGAAGCAACUGGGAGUUUCGGAGGCCAUUCAAUGUUUGUAAAAGGCUGUGUUUCUAAAGCCAUUUGUAAUGCCACAACAUCUGACCCUAUUGUUCGGGAUAUGUCAUGUUGUGAGGGGCACCUAUGUAACCACCCUGAUAGUGUCGCUCGGAAGACCACACAGAGCUUCCUGUUGCUCUGCUGUUCUCUGCUCUCCUUCGUCCUGCUGCACUGAAUCAAGCAGCUCUUCACAUUCUACAGGUGCAGAGACACCUUUGAUGUACAAAAAUAUAGCUCAUAUUUUCUUUGAUGUUCUAAUGCGAUGAACUUACAUGUAAGUAUAAAGAAAAUCAUAAUUUUCAAAAAUGUUUUUAUGUAGUGUGUUAAUAUUUAAAGGUUUGUGCUGUAAAAUGAAAGUGAAAUAUGUUCCCUAUCGAAUGGUCAAUACCGUUAUAUCUAUGGGAAACUCCUGUUUACUCUGAUAAUGAAGCCUGAUUUAUUAAUAUUUGUAUAGCUUCACAAACCCUUUAGCCUUCCAGAAUGGGAGGAGCCACCUGCUAUAGAGACAGAGCACAUUUAGGCCACGCCCACCCCAGAGACAAAACAAUCCAACCCUCUUCAUUUACUUUGUAUUGUGGGAAGCUGCCUCCUUUUCGUUUCUGACUUAUAGCAGCUUUUAUAAAUUGUUCAGUUUUUUAUUAUUUUUUGUUAUGUGACAAGGUGUACAGCAAACAAGCUAAAAAAAACACAGAACUAUGUUUUUAUAAGCUGUCGAUCCAGAAAAUGAGUGUUGACGGAUUCAAAAUUAAUGCAAUUAGAACUUGAUAGUAAUGUCCCAAAAAUUCCUCCACGUACUUCUCCAGAGGCAGGCCAUUUUGCUGUAUGGUUAGUAGGUAAUCCUCUGCCAAAUCCAUAUGUCCUCCAUAUAGGGGUCCUGUAUUCUGUAAUUGAGUGUGGCUGUUGUUAAUGAUUUGGUUAUGUUAUUUCCUUUUAUAUACGGUUUACUUUACAUUUACAUAUUCCUUAAAUGAUUAAUUAUGUUGUCUAUUUUGAAUGUGUAACAUGCUUAAUUGUUGGAUUUUGGGGUUUUUAUUAGUUUAUACAUCUUGUGGUAGCAAAGUCUUUUAUUUUGUCAUUCAUCCACACAAGCGGAUAUAUUGUGGUGUGCUCAAAGAAUUAUAGUAAGGAGUGCAGCUAAGAUGCACAUGGUCGAUUCAUAGUCAAGUAUUGUGACCCAUAGUCAGAAUUUGUGCUCUGCAUUUAACCCAUCCAAAGUGCACACACACAGCAGUGAACACACACACACACACCGUGAACACACACCCAGAGCAGUGGGCAGCCACUCAUUGCUGUGGCAUCCAGGGAGCUGUUGGGGGUUCGGUACCUUGCUCAAGCACACUUCAGUCGUGGACAUUGCUGCAUGUGUACAUUGCAAUGGACAUUGCUGCGUGUGUAGUUUGCCUAUUAAUGGAUUAAAGUGUAUUUUAAUAUUAGUUUCACAUUUAAGAGUUAAUGUUUCAGCACAUGUGGUUAAAGUGAAUUUGCUGAAUGUACGUUAAUUAAUUUACUUGAAUGUUAAAUGUGAAUAGUGUUUUUAAUUUUGGUGAAUUGCAAAUGUAAGAGAAAAUGUUGAAUCAGAUGCAGGUGCAAAUGAGGUAGAUAGGCAAACUGAUAGCCAUCAUGCAGAAACUCAAAGUGAGAGUACACACUAUUUAACCCUAAAUCAGGCAACGUGACCCACGAGUCACAUAGUUUUUAUUGUCUUUUUUGGGGCAUAAGAACAAUUUUUUUUAUUAAAUCCUUUUAUCAUUUAUCAAUGCCUGGUCUGUCGCAAGUAUGCUGGUCACAUGAUUUGCUUCAAGUUUUCAGUGAUCUAUUAGUCAGCCUGAUCUAAAUCCAACUUGGCUGCCAGUGGUGGAGAACAUUCAGAUUUUGAGGUAGGUAAUUAUAUAUUAAACUUACUUUUCUUUUGGAAAAAAAAAUUAUA
This is a messenger RNA of Cyprinus carpio (common carp), 3335 nucleotides long. RefSeq names its product urokinase plasminogen activator surface receptor-like. The record is from RefSeq and is a predicted model, not a curated record. Lineage: Eukaryota; Metazoa; Chordata; Actinopteri; Cypriniformes; Cyprinidae.